AUGAAGGGCCAUGAACACAAGAUUCCUAGAAUGGAGGACAUUCUUAACCUUCCAGUACAAGAUCCUCCAUGUGCAGAGUUUUCUGCGGCUCAUAUCAAAUGGGUAAAAGUAGAAGGCGGUCGCCAAGGUGGCGAUGAUAUUGCCCUAAUCCCAUUUGCUAGAGUGGGUGAUUUUGUGAAAGGAGAAUCUUCAAAUGCAGAAUGCCCUGCUAGCUUCCGCAUUGAGUCAAGAAGGAGGAGACCUGAGGGCAGCAUCAGCAAGCCAAGGGUUGAUGGCUAUCUUGAGUAUACACUAUACUGGUGUUCUUAUGGUCCUGAGGAUUACCGAGAAAAUGAAUCUGGUGUGUUGGAUGGUUCUAGUACAAAGCCUGCAUCCGGAAAGGGAAGCAGGCCUGGGAGGCGUCACAUGAUGAGGGGCUGCAUCUGUCAUUUUACUGUAAAACGCUUAUAUACCCGGCCACUCCUAGCUCUCAUCAUCUAUAAUCAGAGAAAUCAUGUAGACAAAUCAGGAUUGCCUUGUCAUGGUAUACUUGAUCAGGAUGCUAUGGGAACGAGAGCCAUGUAUGCUCCACGAAUUUCAGAGGAGCAACGCCAGAAAGUGAUGUCUAUGCUUUAUGUCGGAAUACCUUUGGACAGUAUAGUUCAGCAUCACAUGGAGAUGGUCGAGGGGCAUGGGGGACCUCAUAACCGUGAUGAUUUUCUAAGUCGUAAUGAUGUUCGUAACAUGGAAAGGGUGAUUCGCAAUUCUUCUCAUGAGUUGCAUGAAGAUGAUGAAUGCAGUAUAAGGAUGUGGGUUCAACGCCAUCGCAAGAAUGUGUUCUAUUUUCAAGAUAGCUCUGGUUCAGAACCAUUUGUUUUGGGGAUGCAGACAGAUUGGCAGCUGCAGCAGUUGGUCCAAUAUGGACAUAAUGGUUACAUAGCUUUCCAUUCAACAUUUGGCUUAAAGAAACUUAAGUAUCCCUUGUGUACAUUACUUGUUUUCAACGCAUCACGGGAUGCAAUACCAGUUGCUUGGGUCAUUACCUCGUCUUUCGUCAGUCAAGAUAUCCAUAAAUGGAUUGGGCUACUGGCUGAAAGAAUCCAAACCAAGGAUCCAAGAUGGAGACUAGAUGCCUUUUUAGUGGAUGAUCCUUCCUUUGAAAUUUCUAUAAUAAGAGAGGCUUUCCAAUGCCGGGUCUUAUUAUGCAUCUGGCGUGCUCGGCGUUCUUGGAUAAGAAGACUUUUAAAGACAUGCUGCAACUUUGAUGUUCAGCGAGAAAUGUUUAAGCACUUAGGCUGGCUUUUGUAUUGCACAAGAAGGCCAAAUACUAUGGAUUCAGUUGAGGAGUUUAUGCAAGUAUUUGUUGAUCAAUGUGCCUUUAUGGAUUAUUUUAAGAGUCGAUGGUUACCAAAUAUAGAGUUGUGGGCCAAUGGCAUAAGGUCUCUUCCUGUGGCUGGUCCAGAGCCAAAUGCUGCAAUUGAGUCCUAUCAUCUAAGGUUGAAAUCCAAGCUUUUCAAUGAACAAUAUGUUGAUUCUUGGUCAAGAGUUGACUGGUUAAUCCACACACUUACAACUGAAUUUCAAUCUUCAUAUUGGUUAGACCAAUAUAGCGUAGAGACUGGGUAUUUUGAAAACUUGAGGGACAAAUCUUUCUCAACCAAUGCUUGGUAUCAGGCUUUGCAGAUCCUAAAUGUUGAUGUCAUACUGGAUGAGCAAAAUCUCCAGUAUGCAAAAGUCAUCUCACAAACAGACAGAAGCCUGGCAUACACUAUUUGGAACCCCGGUUCCGAGUUCUCAUUGUGUGAUUGCCCUUGGUCAAGGCUAGGAAAUCUCUGCAAGCAUGUCAUCAAGGUGGCAAUCACAUGUAAAAGUCAGCAGGUUGCAAGACCAUUAUUGUCUGCCCAAGUUUAUCGGCAGGCCUUGCUUACCCUUCUUCAAAAUCCCCCAGAUGAUCCUUUAGUUCUUGACCAUGCCAUUUUACAUGCAACCCGCUUGCAACAGGACAUUAAAGGCUUGGAAGUAUUAUCUAAUAGUGGGUUGCUCCAGCCUUUACCUUCAGAGAUUAGUUCUCAUGUAGCAGACAAUAUACUUUUUCCUCGUCUCCACUGA
This is a messenger RNA of Prunus armeniaca (apricot), 2088 nucleotides long. The record is from the annotation of a GenBank genome assembly. NCBI's taxonomy places the organism in Eukaryota, Viridiplantae, Streptophyta, Magnoliopsida, Rosales, Rosaceae.